AUGGAUCGAAAUCGUGUGUUGCAAGUUGUUUGGCAGAUCCUGGUCCAAAUUGCUGAGCGAGUUUGGAUCCGCAGAGAGCGACUGGUAGUGCUGCCGCAAGCGGUCUCCAGCAGCAAUCUCUCUGAAUUUCUUCAGAUCAACAACGUACAAUGCACUGAUAUGGUAUUUCAGCGUGUCGCCGAGCAAUGUUUGCCAGUAACCCUGUUUCCAGAACCUGAAACCUUCCAUUUCCUUACGAGAGUCGCACAUAGGUGUGAAACCGUAGACCGACCCUUGCAAAUCUAUAUCCACAAGCUCCUUCAUGUCGGUUCUGACGAUCUGGUCGGAAUCGACAAAAAUUACCUUGUCAAGAGUUUGUGGGAACAACACGUCCAGGAACAGGAUCUUGUUGCAGAGUCCAAAUUCCCGGAUUGGCCUUCAGCUGGAAGUAUCCCAAAUUGGCCAUCACAUUGGUGUCCGUUCUGGUCUUCCCGUUCUGAUCAACAAGUUCCAAAGCUAAACCAACAGGAGGAAUGGACUGGGUGUCCAAUCUGGCAUGGCCUUGCACCAAAAUAG
Ogataea philodendri is the source of this 555-nucleotide messenger RNA. RefSeq lists its product as uncharacterized. The transcript is spliced from 2 exons. Bases 1 to 555 code for a protein of 184 amino acids. The record is from RefSeq and is a predicted model, not a curated record. Lineage: Eukaryota; Fungi; Ascomycota; Pichiomycetes; Pichiales; Pichiaceae.